This is a messenger RNA of Helobdella robusta, 1215 nucleotides long. RefSeq lists its product as hypothetical. Gene Ontology annotation, cellular component: extracellular region. Bases 4 to 1212 code for a protein of 402 amino acids. Gene Ontology annotation, biological process: BMP signaling pathway; SMAD protein signal transduction. Lineage: Eukaryota; Metazoa; Annelida; Clitellata; Rhynchobdellida; Glossiphoniidae. The record is from RefSeq and is a predicted model, not a curated record. The transcript has 2 exons. Gene Ontology annotation, molecular function: cytokine activity; growth factor activity.
AGUAUGAAAACUUUUACAUGUCUAGCGAUAAUUUUCAACGGCUUAUUCGCAAUUAUUAUCAGCGGUCAAAAUCUACAAGUUGGUCUAUCCGAUGUACGGACAAGUAGGGCCUCCGCUUCAAACAAAAGCACAAUUUUUGCCAGAAAAAAAUUAUUUGGUAUUGGUUCUAACCCUAGUUACUCGCCAUACACAAAAGUUCCUCAAUAUAUGUUAGAUCUUCAUAAGCAGUACAACACAAGAUUACGUUUGGGAAAAAAUAAAAAACGUGCGAAAUCUUCAUCACACUUUGUAGGAAACACUAUAAGAGGAUUUAUGACAAACACAAGUACUAGAAAAACAUAUCCCUAUUUGUCGAGAUCAAAUACAUUUAACCACCAGUCAGUUGAUGUAGUAUUCCGCAUAACCAGUAUGUCUGAUGAUGAAAUUUUUAAUGGUGCUGAAUUGAGAUUCCUUUAUCACUACCAUUCUGAAGACACAAAUAUCACUUCUUUGAUCACGAAUGUAAUGAAAAACUGCAGAACGUUAAACUUUUUAUACAUUUUCCACAGAAUAAAGACUGGAAACGAUGUUUUAAUGGAAUAUAAAAUGCUCGAGCCUAAUUUUUCUGGUUGGAUUUCUGUUGACGUCAGCAAUAUAAUUAAAUACAACACAUCUGAUCAAGUAUUGCAUUUUAAAAUAAUUCUAAAAACUGCAAUCGACAUUAGAAAAGCACAGUCCUCCUCUGCAAAACAUUGCGUCACUAAAAAUGAUGCAACGCAAAAAUUGACAUAUAAAAUGAACGUCAUACACCAUCCAUUUUUAGUCACUUAUUCAGAUGACAUCAAUUUUAUUCAUAAAAGAAAAUCUUACAGUCACCGUUACAAGCGAAACAGACAUUCUGUUAUAUUACAUCAAGCAAAGAGAUGCAAUCUUCAAUCGAUGUACGUACAUUUCGUGGAUUUCAGUUGGCACGACUGGAUAAUUGCUCCGAACGGAUAUGAAGCAAAAUUUUGUCAGGGCAAUUGUCCCAGUUUUAUGUCAGACUAUUUUAAUGCUACCAACCACGCUCAUGUUCAAAGCAUGCUUCAUUCGAAAAAUAAAAAACUAGUGCCGCCUCCGUGUUGCGUUCCGGUUGAAUAUGAUGAACUGCCGCUGUUGUAUGUCGAUGAAAACGGUAUUGUUGUGCUGAAAGGAUAUCCCAACAUGAUUGUGAAAGCUUGUGGCUGUAGAUGAAUC